CAAUGAUUUUCUGAUAUGGCAACACUGAGAUGCCAACUGGGCAUGUGCAGGACUGUAAUGGUACUAGUAAUUAAUCAGGAUUGUUGCCAUAUCAGAAAAUCAUUGAACGCAACCCUCUGAUGAGAACGAUAAAUAUGUAAGCAAGCCAACGGUUGUAUUGGCUAUGUUAUUUGACUUAUGUGAGGGUAGUGAACAUCUAUUCAAGCAUUAGGAAACGUAAAGGUAAAGGACGUCCAAAGAAAGUUAGCACAGCUUAUCGCUUGUGAAUAUGCUGUUUGUUAUAUUAUAUGCUGGUUGAGAAAUGAAUGAUUUGAAGGGUGCCGAUCACAAUUUGGUGAUCAAAACUCAUUUGUUUUGUGAUCAUUUGUAUCUAAAGCCGUUUGGUGAUCAAAAAGCUUCAUAUCCCUUUGAUAUAUGAAUCAUGACCCUUUUACACUUCUGAGCCGGACUGCUUAUAACUUUUGAUGCAGAAGAUGAACUUCUUUCUAGAUUUGGUAUAUUAUACCAUUAGUGCUAUAGUACAAAUGUAUGAUGAGAAAUUUUAACAACGUUUCUUUUUCGCAGGGUUCGUAGCGGGUUUUCCAGAGGAUCUUUUGGAAAACUAACCAAAUUUUGGAUCUCUGAAAACUGACAUAGAAAUAGGUCGAUUUUUUUCCACAGAUCGAUAGUCCAGAUGUUCUCUCCAAAACAGAAACUAAGCGAACUCUUAGUUUUUCGUGGUUUAGGUGUGGCAUUGAGUUUCCUGAGAGUCCCAGGAUCACUAUUUCCUUAGAUGUGGUAGCUCCGACCACGAACGGAAACAUAGGUAGUCGACUAUGCUGAACCCCGUGACAACAUUUGUUUUUCAAAAAUAUUCCAAAAACCUAGUAAAAGCCUAUAUUUGAUGUAAUAAGACAUAUUUGCCUAUUUCCGAGUAAAAUUAAAAAAUUCUAGUUCUAAAAAACUUUAAUUUACAGGAAACAUAAUAUGUGUAUUCGUAUUAUUUAGUCCAUAGCCGCUCAUUGAGAUUGCGCCGACAAAAAAAUGAAAUACCUUAUCUUGGCUGGUCAGGUGUCAAUUCUAACCCAAGUGGUGGAAUACCGGGUGCGUUCUAUGGCUCAGGUCAUAAUCCAAACAGUGGUGGCUAUGCAAAUGUUCAUACAAUGAUAAAAAAUAUUGAGUCUCCAUCGAGUAAUAACUUUCAAGUAAGACCAAACUAUUAUGGAUCGAGAUAUAAUAAUAUUCGUGCGUCAUGGCAAGGAAAUCGCCUGUUAACUAGAUAUGCGCCAGGCAGUAAUGGAUGGUACGCAAUAGGAGGUGGUGGAGCAGUUUCAAAUAACUUAGCUGUUAGUACGGCGUCUCCGUUGGGAUCAACGGAGAGUCAAAUAGCAGAACAUUUAGCCGACACAAUAUCUUCACUGUCAAACUGUGGAAAAGUUCAUUAUGAGGAGGAGACAACUUUAGAUCUCGGCGAUAUGUCGGAUGAGUACGAUAGAGAGGAGGGAGAAAGUGCCGAAGACGAGUCAACUGAUGCUGGGGGGUAG
Didymodactylos carnosus is the source of this 1523-nucleotide messenger RNA. Lineage: Eukaryota; Metazoa; Rotifera; Eurotatoria; Philodinida; Philodinidae. The record is from the annotation of a GenBank genome assembly.